AUGACGUCACGAGCUACGUUGCCACUGUACUUCCGGAUGCAGGCGGAGCAGGUGGAGUCUCCACCCAGCAUCCUGCUGGUGGAGCCAUUCUAUGGCGGCUCCCACAAACAGCUGCUGGACCUGCUGCAGAAGAACACCAGCGGCUGCUGCAGCUUCACGCUGCCGGCCAAGAAGUGGCACUGGAAGGCCCGAACGUCAGCGCUGUACUUCAGCCAGACCAUCCCCCAGUGUCCCUCCUACAGGGUUCUGUUCUGCAGCUCCGUCCUGAACCUCUGUGAGCUGGUGGCCCUCAGGCCGGAUCUGGCCCGUCUUAAGAAGGUCCUGUACUUCCACGAAAACCAGCUGGUGUACCCAGUCCGCAAAGACCAGGACAGGGACUUCCAGUAUGGCUACAACCAGGUGCUCUCAUGUCUCGUGGCAGACGUGGUGGUCUUCAACUCUCAUUUCAACAUGGACUCGUUCCUCUCGUCCAUCGCCUCAUUCAUGAAGAAGAUCCCGGACCAUCGACCCUCAAACCUGGACGCUCUCAUCAGACCUAAGUGUACGGUCCUCAACUACCCCGUCUGGUUCCCAGACGUCAGCAGACUGUUACCACAACACAAACUCCUCCGUGGAGCUGCUCAGUCGCUUCCUGUGGAGGAUAAAUCGCCGAUCAAGGAUGACCAGGUCUGUGCAGAGGAUCCCCCGGAGUCCUCGUGUGGACCCAGAUCGGACCUGGAUCGUGCUGCAGACCAGAUCCGACCUCUGCACAUCGUGUGGCCCCACCGAUGGGAACACGAUAAGAAUCCAGAGCUGUUCUUCAACACACUGCUCAAACUGAAGGAGCGAGGACUCCGCUUCCAGCUGUCUGUGCUCGGAGAGACGUUCACUGACGUUCCAGGCAUCUUCUCAGAGAUGAGGAGUCAGCUGGACUCCCACAUCGUGAACUGGGGUUUCCAGCCCUCUCAGCAGGGGUAUCUUCAGGUGUUGUGUGACGCCGACGUUGUGGUUUCUACUGCCAACCACGAGUUCUUCGGUGUGGCGAUGUUGGAGGCGGUUCACUGUGGAUGUUUUCCUCUGUGUCCAAAUGCUCUCGUCUAUCCUGAAAUAUUUCCAGCUCAGUACCUGUACUCCACACCAGAACAGUUGUGUAAACGGUUGCAAGGAUUCUGCAGGAGGCCUGAUGUCGUCCGCAGACACGUCGUCAUGGUAAACACCUCCUCCUUCUCCUGGAUCACCCUGAAGUCACAUUUUCAGAACCUGCUGACGGGCGAUUCCUGAAGGCACCGUAGGCCAAGACCGACAGGUCUUUCUGGUUCUGUUGCUGGCCUUGGUCCCAGCCCUGGUCCCGGCCCUGGCCUUGGUCCCGGCCCUGGUCCCAGCCCUGGUCCCGGCCCUGGUCCCGGCCCUGGUUCGGCCCGUCCUGGUCCUUGUCCUGGCCCUGGUGCGGGUCCUGUUCUCAGUCCUGAUCACGGCCCCGCUGCUGGUCUGCUAAUGUGCCAACUGU
Molecule: messenger RNA, 1486 nt
Organism: Salarias fasciatus (jewelled blenny)
Lineage: Eukaryota; Metazoa; Chordata; Actinopteri; Blenniiformes; Blenniidae
Product: glycosyltransferase-like domain-containing protein 1
Exons: 11
Coding region: 1-1260 (419 amino acids)
Source: RefSeq, a predicted model, not a curated record